GCAGGACGCCUCCACUCUGUUGAAUAAAACAUAGGGCUCCAUAUUGUACUGUAGGUUUGCAGAGCAGACAUCAGGAGCAUCUUUUAUACACAGACUGACGUGCAGCAGUAAUUCCCUGGGGCCGCCGGUGAGAGACAGGAUGAGGUCGAGCUGCGCUUUGGCUCCUGUGCUGCUGAUGCUGCUGCUUGCGGUUCAGCUGAUUAACGCAGAGCCCGACUCCGGCACUGUUAUUCCUGCUGAGAGUCGGCCAUGCGUGGACUGCCACGCGUUUGAAUUCAUGCAGCGAGCGCUACAGGAUCUGAAGAAGACGGCCUUCAACCUCGACUCACGAACUGAGAAUCUGGUGCUGAGAGCUGAGAGAAGGGCUCUGUGUGACUGCAUGCCCAUCAGCACCUUAAACUGAACCCUGAGCACCUUUACGGCACCACUGGAAAACUUUCAUCCCAUCACGCCAUCUUAUCUGCGUACUUAUUUAUAUAAAUCUGUUUUGCAAACUUCUUACAGAACACAGGUCUGGCAUGUUAAAGUUACAGAGCUGUAUGAGCCAUUAUGCUCCCAAUCACUAUAAUUAGCAUUUCCUCAUACACAAUUUAUCUUUCUAUAAUAAAUGUGGUGGUUCUACUGUAUAUGUAACUCUGCAGCUUGAUCUCAUCAUUUUUAGAUUACACUUCACACUGAAAUGUGCAGAAUAUUAUUUGUUCGGUAUUACUGCUCCUGUUAAGGCUUCUGGUGUUACAUUUUUUAAUAUAUUACAAUAGAUAUGACUGAUUGAGAUUAGACAUGCAGCAGAUAAGUGUAUUUUCAUGUAGAGAAGCUGUAGAGAAAAAGUACCUUUUGUAUUAGAAAUGUAUACCGUGUGUAGGAAGGGUAGUGCUCUGAGUGUUGUAUCUGUACUUAUUGAUGAGAAAAGGCAUGAUGAAUGUAGUACACAUUAAUUUAGCUGUUUUCUCUCAUCAUCAUCAUGCCAAUCAAAUCCCCGAUUGUCAUGUUGGUGUGUAGCUGGGUUUAAUCUGAAAUUAUACUGAUCUGCAGAGCUGUGAGAGUAUAAUAAGCAGUGAAUGUAGCUGCAACAGUUAGCAAUGUAGAAUAUCAGUCACUGUCCCGAUGCCACUUGUUUUUUGUGAUUGGUAAACAGUUUUCAUUUAGAAAGAAACAACAUUAAACACCACUGAGCAUAAA
Hemibagrus wyckioides is the source of this 1179-nucleotide messenger RNA. It is a transcript of the gene nicol1, whose product is annotated as NELL2 interacting cell ontogeny regulator 1. The record is from RefSeq and is a predicted model, not a curated record. NCBI's taxonomy places the organism in Eukaryota, Metazoa, Chordata, Actinopteri, Siluriformes, Bagridae. Bases 140 to 403 code for a protein of 87 amino acids. The transcript is spliced from 4 exons.